AUGGAGGACAUAAUUCUAGACACAGACCUUGCCGGCUUCUCAGUGGAGGACGUGGAGUUGACGUUUGAGGAUAGAUGCCUGGCUCUCGUCGCGGCGAGGCAGGCAACGGAUGGUGGACCAGAUCGGCGACGCUCAGGCUACUACCGCGUGAGGCAAGGGACGCGGCUAACCUUCUGCGGCAUGAAGAACGGCGUGCUACGCCUGAUUUUUGCACUAGACGAGAAGUCGAUGGAGCGUCCUACAAUUGGGGAAGGUAGAAUUGUGAUCCAAGAGACCAUCCACGGGGAAUACAUAGUCCCGGGCGGGCACUCCAGAUUCUAUAACAGGACGUUAUUUGGAAGAUGGAACGCAGAAGAGACCAAAAAGGAUGGCGGGCGCAAUGGACGUCACUACACGUUACACAUCGUGGCGCCGCGUGUAGAAGUGGAAUUACUGGACUACCGUAUCCACUGGAUCGCUUCAGAUGCCCAACAUCGUCGCAUUCCUUGCCAGAGGCCUUGUUACACAGCGCUGCCAGGAAGCAGGGGAAAUGCAGUCCCUGGUGACUUGGCGCAUAGUACGCAAGGCAAUUACAGUUUCAAGGGCAUCCGUGCCGUCGUCAGUUUCCUGUCUCCCGUUCACUCAAGGAAGAUCCAACUCAUAAUCUGUCGGCGCAAUGUCAUGGAAGUGAUCCUCGGGUUCCACUCAACGGUCGUCAUGAACCUGAUCACAGCGUCUCAUGCUUACAGUCUGUACGGCGAGGAGACACUGGAGAGGAAGAUAUCUCUCCCCGUUGACAGCGCACGCUCAGAUCUUGCAAUUGGGAACCUCGAAGCCGCAAAGAGUAAAUAUGUGGCUCGUGGUUGGACGAUGAUCCCAACGCAAGCUGAGGCCUUGCGGCGGAAGGCAUUCAAAGGAUGGACGGCUAGACAUGUGGGCGAUUCAAAAUGUUGGGUGGUCAACCUGCCGGUGAAGCGCGCGGACUUGUUCAAGACGACGGACCCCCUGCGCAAGAACGAAUGGGCGCUGGGAUAUAAGUUCGGCGUGCCAAUGAUAAUGCUUCAGUUGUGA
Molecule: messenger RNA, 1050 nt
Organism: Pleurotus ostreatus (oyster mushroom)
Lineage: Eukaryota; Fungi; Basidiomycota; Agaricomycetes; Agaricales; Pleurotaceae
Exons: 6
Coding region: 1-1050 (349 amino acids)
Source: RefSeq, a predicted model, not a curated record